CGGGAGCGAUUUCUGAGCGGACCUGGACGCGCCGGACUAGUGAGCGGCGGCGGCGCGACGGGGCAGAAAGCGCAGCUGCUGUGCUGUUGUCCACGCCCCCUUCUCGCUCCGGAGAUAGUCUCUGCGGAAAGUCGCGUUUGUGAUUUCUGGAGAGCACCAAGCGGGACGACAGCGCUUCUGCCGGGUCGUACGGGCCAGGUGACAAAGAAACGGUUUCCUGGUGAACCAGCCCCUCACGCCUAGGCAGCCCGCAUCCCCAGGGCCUAAAGAUGCUGAGAUCUAUGUGGAAUUUUCUGAAACGUCACAAAAAGAAAUGCAUCUUCCUGGGCACGGUCCUCGGAGGAGUAUAUAUCCUGGGGAAAUAUGGACAGAAGAAAAUCAAAGAAAUGCAAGAAAGGGAGGCUGCAGAAUACAUUGCUCAAGCACGACGACAAUACCAUUUUGAAAGUAACCAAAGGACUUGCAAUAUGACAGUGCUGUCCAUGCUUCCAACACUGAGAGAGGCCUUAAUGCAGCAACUUAAUUCUGAGAGCCUGACAGCUCUGCUAAAAAACAGGCCUUCAAACAAGCUAGAAAUAUGGGAGGAUCUGAAGAUAAUAAGUUUCACAAGAAGUAUCGUGGCAGUGUACAGUACUUGUAUGUUGGUUGUUCUUUUGCGUGUCCAGUUAAACAUAAUUGGUGGAUAUAUUUACCUGGAUAAUGCAGCAGUUGGCAAAAAUGGCACUACAAUUCUUGCUCCCCCAGAUGUCCAACAGCAAUAUUUAUCAAGUAUUCAGCACCUUCUUGGAGAUGGCCUGACGGAAUUGAUCACUGUUAUUAAACAAGCUGUGCAGAAGAUUUUAGGAAGUGUUUCUCUUAAACAUUCUUUGUCCCUUUUGGACUUGGAGCAAAAACUAAAAGAAAUCAGAAAUCUCGUUGAGCAGCAUAAAUCUUCGUCUUGGAUUAAUAAAGAUGGAUCCAAAUCUUUAUUAUGCCAUUAUAUGAUGCCAGAUGAAGAAACUCCAUUAGCAGUUCAGGCCUGUGGGCUUUCCGCUCGAGACAUCACCACUAUUAAACUUCUCAAUGAAACUAGAGACAUGUUGGAAAGUCCAGAUUUUAGUACAGUUUUGAAUACCUGUUUAAACCGAGGUUUUAGUAGACUUCUAGACAAUAUGGCUGAGUUCUUUCGACCAACUGAACAGGACCUGCAACAUGGUAACUCCAUGAAUAGUCUUUCCAGUGUCAGCCUGCCUUUAGCUAAGAUAAUUCCGAUAGUAAAUGGACAGAUCCAUUCGGUUUGCAGUGAAACACCUAGUCAUUUUGUUCAGGAUCUGUUGACAAUGGAGCAAGUGAAAGACUUUGCUGCUAAUGUAUACGAAGCUUUUAGUACCCCUCAACAACUGGAGAAAUGAUUUUUCCUUCGAGAAAAACCACAGUGGGAGUCAUUUGCUUUUAAAAAUACACUGAAUAAAUCGGCUAUACCUAUGGUAAUAAUUUGUUACCAGAAUGCCUAAUAAAAAUAUAUUCUUAAUCAAAGUCUUCAUUUCAUAAUGAAA
Lemur catta (Ring-tailed lemur) is the source of this 1535-nucleotide messenger RNA. It is a transcript of the gene PEX3, whose product is annotated as peroxisomal biogenesis factor 3. Gene Ontology annotation, biological process: protein import into peroxisome membrane. NCBI's taxonomy places the organism in Eukaryota, Metazoa, Chordata, Mammalia, Primates, Lemuridae. The coding region runs from base 270 to 1391 and encodes 373 amino acids. The record is from RefSeq and is a predicted model, not a curated record. Gene Ontology annotation, cellular component: peroxisomal membrane. Gene Ontology annotation, molecular function: protein-macromolecule adaptor activity. The transcript is spliced from 12 exons.